CAUCCUUUUUUCCAUAAUGGCGUCGACGAAGAGAUAUCAGGUGUCUGCUUUUGGUUGCGAAAGACACGGGUUCAACACCCGCUGCUCAACUAAUUUUCUUUUGGAGUACGGAAAAAGAAAAACGGUGGGUGGGCCAAGAAACGAUGCACUGUUGUCUAUCGAACUCGAAACUUCUGGCGAUGCGUGGCGGAAGUGGUGUACCCGCACACACGCACAGAAGAUUGUUGGAAAAAAGUGAUUCUACUCGCCGCCAGCCGGUCGGGUUCCGGUUACCCAAGAAGACUUCUCUUGCCUAGCAAACAAGAAGAAGCCUCGAA
This is a messenger RNA of Ectocarpus sp. CCAP 1310/34, 317 nucleotides long. Lineage: Eukaryota; Phaeophyceae; Ectocarpales; Ectocarpaceae. The record is from the annotation of a GenBank genome assembly.